AUGUCAUUGAAAAAAUUUUUAUUGAGUUCGUCGUUUGUGUUUUUCAUCAUUCUGAACGACGUUGUCGAAUGUCAUAGAUUAAUAACGAAUCCAUAUCCGGUUCAAGAAUAUGAUUCGAUAGUCGUUUCAUCCGAUCCUAUACGAAUAACGGAAAGAAAACAAGAAAAUGAAGAAGAAGGAGGAGGAGGAGGAGGAGGGAAAAAUAAAUAUAAAAAAUACAACAACGAAAAAGCAAAUAAAAGAUCAUUUAACGAUUGUCCAAAAAAUGAUUUUAAAUGUUUGUACGGGUCAUCAUCAGACGACGGGGAAGAAGAAAUCAAAGGACAAGAAAAUGGAAAUUAUUAUUAUUAUAACGACGAUUGGAAAAAUAAUCGGGAUCAGGUAUCAUAUUCGCAAAUAACAGAAAGUACGACAAAUUUAAACGAUAAUAAUAAUGAUGAUAAGAAAAAAAUAAAUUCGGGUAAAUCUUAUUGGGAUGGUCAUCGUCAUCAUCAUAACAAUCAUGGAAACGGUCACAAUACCUACGAUGAUGAUAGAAAUAGAUGGGUGACUCUGGAUCCGGUACCUUGGUCGACGAGUAAAAUAUCAAAAUGGAAACCGAACGUGGAAAUAAACGAAACACCGUCACCGUGGUUGGAUAAUAAUCAUAACAAUCAACAACAACAACAUCCGGUUCAACAAUUUUGGGUAUCGGGUUCUAAUUUAAAACUUCAAAAACCUCACACGCAAUGGGGUAUAGGAUCUAAUAAUGAUAUAAUAACAGACAACAGGCCGAGUAGUUUUCCUAACGAUAAUAAUAAUUAUUCAUACGAACCGCAUAAUCAAAACGAAUUUAAAGAACCAUACAGAAGAAGGUAUCAGGUAUCGUCGGAGUCGACGAAUACGAAUACUCAUCAUCAUCAUCAUCCUUCAACGUAUCCGAGUUCGGGUAACGGAGAAUGGGUUUUGUUAUCGACUAAAAAAGGUUAUUCGCAUCCCCGCAAAUCCAACGAAAGGGUUUUAUGGUCGAGAAAUAUAAAACCCAUCGAUAUAUCACGGUACCACGAAGAAAAUUUAACGGAUAAAAAGUACAUGCUUAUCAAUAAGCAAACAUUCGGAGGAAGUGGAAAGAACAAAACUGUCACCAACAAUGGAGUUGGAAUGAUUCCGUUACAAAUAAUUCAAAGGAAUCCGAUAAAAAAAGGCGGUGGCGAACCUACGAAAACGACAACGAAAAAAAUUAAACUUGAAGUUUUACCAUCUUUGGAAAGUACCACCCUUAGUUAUGGUGGACACGUCGAAGUCGAUACGAAACCCGUUUACGAUAGAUUACAAGAUGAUAAAAUUAAAAAAUUACAAAAUGUUAAAAAAAAUAAAAUAAGAAAAUAUAAAUUAGUACCUAAAAAUAUGGUGACCGGAAAAGGGGUGGCACAGAGGAGUGCUUUAACGAUAGCAGCCGUUGGUGCGGGUAUGAUACCCGCAACUAUGGCUCUCCUCCUACCCAUGGCACUGAGCAGAAAUAAAAGAAGCAACAGGUUUCAAGAGGAAAUAAAUCGUCAGAUAUUCACUCCGAAUGCCUCCCCCAAUAAAAUGAAAAAAUAA
This is a messenger RNA of Pediculus humanus corporis (human body louse), 1581 nucleotides long. RefSeq names its product asparagine-rich protein, putative. The transcript has 2 exons. NCBI's taxonomy places the organism in Eukaryota, Metazoa, Arthropoda, Insecta, Psocodea, Pediculidae. The record is from RefSeq and is a predicted model, not a curated record. Bases 1 to 1581 code for a protein of 526 amino acids.